This is a messenger RNA of Trematosphaeria pertusa, 966 nucleotides long. RefSeq lists its product as uncharacterized. The record is from RefSeq and is a predicted model, not a curated record. The transcript has a single exon. Gene Ontology annotation, molecular function: arylformamidase activity. NCBI's taxonomy places the organism in Eukaryota, Fungi, Ascomycota, Dothideomycetes, Pleosporales, Trematosphaeriaceae. The annotation marks the transcript as partial.
CACCUCCCCUCGAUCCCCUACACCUCCCCCCCAAGCGGCCCCCUCCGCACCCUCUCCAUCUACCUCCCGCGCCCGCCCUCGCUCUCCAACCCCUCCACCACCCUCUGGCUGCUCUACCUCCACGGCGGCGCCUGGCGCGACCCCUUGCAAUCCAGCUCCAGCAUCCAACCCACCAUCCGCCGCCUCGAAGCCGCACACCCCGAGACACUAUCCGCCCUCGCCGGCAUCGCGAGUAUAAACUACCGCCUCUCGCCAUACCCCAACCAUGCUACCGAUCCAAGCGACCCCGACGAUCCGCAGCGAAACGUCCGGCAUCCCGCGCAUGUGCGCGAUGUAGCGCGCGCGGUGGAGUACUUGAAGCGGGAAUAUGGGAUGCGCAGGUGGAUGGGCGUCGGACACUCGUGCGGCGCGACGAUGUGGCUGCAGGUUGUCGCUGGCAUCGGGCUCCAGGACAAGCACCACCCCCCUCCUUCUCCUUCUCCCGCUUCUACUCCCACUCCAGCCAGCCCCCAAACAGCGGCAAAAACAGAGGGGUUAGAAGCCCUUCUCCUCCUCGCGGGCAUCUACUCGCUCCCGCUGCUGCUCGCAAACCACACCGCGCCGCCCGCGGUGGGAAAAACUUACCGCGACAUUGUCGCUGGGGCCUUCGGCCCCGACUCUGCUUCCACAUCCACGACCGCUCCGAGCGUCUACGCCGUCGCGUCCCCGAUCUCAGGCGCGUACUCCGCGGCCGCGUGGCCGAGCGGUAGACUCGUGGUGCUGGCGCACAGUCCGGAGGAUGAGCUUGUUGAGGAGGAGCAGCGCGAGGUGAUGGCGCGGCGGCUGGGGGAGGAGGGGUGGGAAGAUGGAGAGAAGGGGCAGACGGGGAGGAGGGUGCUGGGUAGGGAGUUGAGGGGCGGGCAUGAUGAGGUGUGGGAGGAGGGGGUGCAGGUUGCGGAGUUGGUUGCGGAGAUUGUGGGGAGGUUG